Molecule: messenger RNA, 2710 nt
Organism: Paramormyrops kingsleyae
Lineage: Eukaryota; Metazoa; Chordata; Actinopteri; Osteoglossiformes; Mormyridae
Source: RefSeq, a predicted model, not a curated record
CUUUGACGUUUUCGACAAAGCGCAUAUAAAAACCACAGCGUCAAGUAUCUGAAUAACUUCCCAAUUAAUUAUUUCAUAAGCUACUCGCAAUGUACUUCAUCAGAGGCUCCUUCAGAAAAGCGAGUAACCUUCCAAUUCCACCGCGCGUGGACUGUCGUACAAAUCGGAGCGAUGUGAUUGGCCAGCAGAGCCCAGGAUGACAGAGUUCAUUGGCUAGCGGUCACCUGAAUAAGAGCGCUGAUUGGCGGCAGAGCGAGUACCACACUGUUGGUGCCCAUCGGUGUUUAAUGCCGCUGAUUAUUGGUAAACUAUACGAGUUAGAAGACUGAACAAAUAAAGCACGUCUUAGGCAUCAGUUUACAUCAUUGAAGACGCGAUAGGACAGGAUAACAUGUUCUAUUAUCCCACUGUUUUACAUCGUCACACUGGCUGCUUCGCCACUAUAUGGCUAGCCGCCACCAAGGGGGUCCGAAUCAGUCGGCGGGAGUUCCUCACGGUGAACGUGGGACGCACAUGUGUGGACACGAUGGAUUACAUACUGGUGAAGCCAGGCCGGCCCCGGCCCAGAUUCUCGCUCUACCUCUCCAGCCAGCUGCAGUACGGCAUCAUCGUCAUCUACCACCGGCAGUGUGCCUUCUUCCUGGGUGAGACCCACGCCAAGGGCAUCUGUAGCCAAUGUCUGAUUCUGUUUGGGUGCUCCAGGAUUCACAAACCAUGCAAGCGCAUCAUUGUACCCCCCGGCAUUUCAGAGGAGGUCCACCGGGCCUUGGAACGGCUGCGAGAGUGUCUGCCUGUCAGCGCAAGCGGCCCUGUGGCCACACGUUUGGCGGUGACAGUACUGGUGUCACUCACCCUGCCUCUCUGCUCCACCUCUCACGCUCCCCACAGGUCAGACCUGACGUUCCCCGACCCCCUGUUACUGCUGGAGGAGGCUGAGGGGGCGCUGGACCCAUUCUUUGGAGUAAUGGGUGUAGAACGAACACUGCCCAGCCCAAACCAUCUGGCACAGCUACGGCAGUAUGAAACAUCGAGUAGUACUCUGUGCCCCCCAGUGACAAGUCAUAAAACUACCCCAGAACAAGGAGGAGGAGUGCUUUCCCAUCCCGGCGGUCGAGUUGGAAGGGGAGGAGCUUCCCGAGGUCUCGGCCAAAGAGAUCGAGCUGCUGAUGGAGCAGAAGGAUGCCUUUUUGCAAGAGCAGGGGGGGUUGAGAGGAUGGCAAGACAGGAAGCCACAAGGGAGCCGUCACCAGCCCAGAUCUCCAUGGAGCGAGACAAGGACACGGCGGUGGAGGACAGCAUGUGGAUAACGGAUGAAAUCAUGGGCCUCCCCGUCGAGGUCCAGCUGGGGAGCGUCCCCACAGAGCUGACCCCGCCCCUCACAGAGGCACCCGCAAUGUCCCCACGUGGACACAGGGAGCUGGGGGCGGAGCCUCAGAGAGGGGUGUGUCAGUCCAUAGAGCCGCACAUGAACCCCCCGGGGGACAGACAAGGGCGCCGACGCCAGCUGCUCUUCAUUGACCCGGGGGUGCAAAUAUCCCAUGAUGCAAUGCAGGCACAGAUAGCAGACCCACUGGUGGAGACUGUGUCCAUGUCCCAGGUGCUGGCUGAACAUCCAUCUCAUCACCAGGUCGCCCCCAAGGAGCUUCUUCUCACUCCCUGCACUAUGCAACUUCUCGACGAUGCAGAUGCCUUUUGGAAAAAGCAUGCAGCCCUCGCCAUCUUCCCAGGAGAUGGGUGGGUGCGAAAAGGGGCAGGGCUGGAUAUUGGGGCAGAGACUGAGCUGGUGCUGCAGGAGCCCAUAGAGGAGAUGACAAGGGACGAUUGCAGUGUCCGUGAGGUCCCCAGAGAGUUGCGCGAGUCGGGACUGACUGCCUCUGAAGUAUCAGCACUUACUGAGGUGAGGCUGGAAGAGUCCAGGGGGGAGUGGUCCAGGGGGGAGUGGUCCAGGGGGGAGUGGUCCAGGGGGGAGUGGUCCAGGGAGGAGUGGUCCAGGGAGGAGCGGUCCAGGGAGGAGUGGUCCAGGGAGGAGUGGUCCAGGGAGGAGCGGUCCAGGGAGGAGCGGUCCAGGGGGGAGCGGUCCAGGGAGGAGCGGUCCAGGGAGGAGUGGUCCAGGGAGGAGCGGUCCAGGGAGGAGUGGUCCAGGGGGGAACGGUCCAGGGAGGGCCGAGCCCAUGAGUCUGUCAGUCCCUCAGACAGAUGGUCUGCGAUCUUAGAAACUCCUCCCAAUCUGGAGGGCAUCCCCGAGGAGAUGGUGGAGCUGCCUGAGGCAGAGGCCAAGUGGGGGGAGGUGACUACAGAGAGUGUGCUCAGGAUGGCAGCCCACCACUUUAAUCAUUAUGGACACAUGUUCUUCCACUCUCUGCUGCCCCCAGAGGCCACUCGGAGUACUGCUGCUCACAUCUUCAGCAGACUGCUUGGUGAGAUUGGUGAUUGUGUUUUUUUUCCAGUGGUUGCUCCACAGAUCAGUACAGUGAUUCAAAUGGUUCAUAAGUUAAUCAUUUAACUGUUUGCAGUUUUAAAACACCUUUUUAGUUGUAGUAUUUUAUAAGAUUUUUAUAGAAUAUUUUAACUAGUGAUUUGAAUAUGAACUGUUCAUUCCAGGACAUACUAUACUAAUAUAAGCAGAAUAAAGAAUAUGGUCUAAUAGUCAUUUUAUAUAUUUUCCCUACUGGAAUGCAUGUAUACAUUUUAUUAAUUGUUCCAAAGUGUU